This is a messenger RNA of Thecamonas trahens ATCC 50062, 2145 nucleotides long. RefSeq lists its product as uncharacterized. The record is from RefSeq and is a predicted model, not a curated record. Bases 1 to 2145 code for a protein of 714 amino acids. The transcript is spliced from 2 exons. NCBI's taxonomy places the organism in Eukaryota, Apusomonadida, Apusomonadidae.
AUGGGUGUGAAGAAGAGCAGGAACAAGGCCAGGUCAUCGACGGCAUCGACAUCGGCGUCUGCAUCAGCAUCGGCGUCAGCAUCAACAUCGGCGUCUGCCUCGGUCCCGGACUCGGUCUCGGACUCGGUCUCAGACUCGGUCUCGUCGCCCGGGAGUCGCUACACAGCAGAUGGUCUGGGUUCGGUGUCGGUGUCGGUGACGUCGGGCUUUGACACGCCGCCCACGUUGGUGGUCGGCCCGGUCAUCGGCCUCGUCACCGCUACGUCGGCGCGAGUGCUGGUCGAGACUGAUGCGGCGGCAGAGCUGGAGGUAGUCGCCACUCCGCACGCAGCCAUUGACCGCAGUGCACGGAGCUUGGCUGCUCUGGAAGAGCCAGGCGAGGAGGUCUCGGCGCGGGUCGCCUGCUCGGGCCGCGCGCCGGUGGCAGUGACACUGCUCGAGCUCGAGCCGUCGACAAUGUACAAGGUUCGGGUGGUUGUAGUGUCGGGCAAUGGCGAGCUGGCGAACCCCGGCGCGGGACGCGGGUGGAUCGCCACCUUUCCGCCCGACGACGAGGUCGACGCGGCGACAAUCUCGGUCCUGGCGUUUUCGUGCGACAAGUUGACGAUUGCCGACCACGACGCCAUGUGGGAGCGGGUCGAUGAGGCCUUUGACACCUCGCCGCUCUUUGCCGACAUUAUGAUCCACCUCGGCGACCAGGUCUACGCCGACUCGGCGUUCAAGGCCGUGGCGGAGGAGGCGCACGAGCUGGUGGCGCGGAUGAAGGACAAGCGGUCCGAGGGUGCGUGGUGGCGGCUGGAGGGCGCCGACAAGCUCGCCGAGCACUACCGCGACAUAUACCGGCGGACGUGGGGCAACGCAGUGACCCGGCGAGUCCUCGCCCGCUCCUCGCACAUCAUGGUGUGGGAUGACCACGAGCUGGUCAACGACUGGUCGACCUUCUCCUCCCACCGGGAUCCAUCUUCGUUCGACUUUUGGGUCGGCUCUAUCGCCCGCAAAGUCUUCUACGAGUACCAGCGCACGCUCUGGGAUGCCCAGCUCGAGCACUUUGACGACCUGCGCUUCCCCGACGUGCACGCCGAUGCAUUUGCCCUCCGCUGGGGCACCCUCGGCAUUGUCGUCCUCGACGUCCGCGGCGCGCGGUCAUUCCACGCCCGCUCCAACGAGGACACCCGCGACAACCACGCCGCCAUGCUCGGCGUGACCCAGUGGAACAUGCUCGACGCUCUUCUCUCGGAUGGCGAGUACGUGCCGUCGAAGCGCUCGCCCGAGGGCAAGGCGCUGGCUAGACUCCCGGUCUCACACUUUGGCAACGUUCGCUCGCUCAUUGUUGUCUCCUCUAUUCCGCUCGUCUACGCUGACAAGUGCAUGUCGUGCUGCGUCUCGACGACCAUGCCGUGGAUCCGCGACAAGAUGGGCUUUGCCCGCUUCCGCGAUGAGCAGGCCGCCCUCGUCCGCCUCCUCCACGCCUGGCGCUACGACGAGGAUGAACUCGAGCGCGAUGUCAUCGUCGUCUGCGGUGACAUGCACGCCACUUGUCAGGGCGAAAUCACCCACGACGACAAGCUCGUUGCUCGCCAGGUCGUCGCCUCACCCAUUGCCAACAACCCGCCUACGGGCCUCAAGCUCCGCUGGAGCAAGUUUCUCUCGGCUGCCUCGGUCGUCCUCGAAGGCGGUGACUACCGCUACACCCGCACUGUUCCCUGGACAAACCGCCGCAACGUCAUUCGCCUCCGUCUCAACUCGCCCACCGCAGCCAGCCACUCGGCCCGCCAGGCCAUCAAGUCCAAGCGAGCCAUCGCCAACGAGGCCAAGCGACUCUCGGUGAGCUCAGACGAUUCUGAUCGCGGCAGAGGCAAGAGGAAGGGCAAGAGGACGAUUGGAAAGAGCAAGGGGAAGGGGAAGAAGAGCAAGAAGAAGAACAAGCGGGGAAAGCGCUCAGACCCGAACUCGGAUUCGGACGCGGAAAACUCGCACCGUGGUUCGCCUGUAUUCUCCAUCGACACCUACUUUGUGGACACGCCGCUGCCGGAUCCGAUCUCACUCGAUUCAGAUAUCGAAAUGGUGGCUUCCGGCUGGCGCGAUUCGACAGCUGUCUCCAGCUACGGCUACAGCUCGUAUGCGAGCGAGUCGGCAUUGUCGUAA